UACUGCUUCUAACAUAACAGAGCAACGGUGCUUAGAGGGAAAAAAGCUGGUGGGAGAAUUCUUAGCCUCCCCGUCUGUUUCAUGGCUGCACGAAGGGGCUUCUGAAAAGACAAGCAUGGGAGGAACUGAAUGCCCCUUUUUCUUCUGGGGACUUCUAGCCUUCUUGGCCACAGCUCUGAUCAUGUCCUUGAUCUUCAAUAUUUCCCACUGUGUAGAGAAGCAGCGACGAGUUAAAAUGUACAGAUACUCCGAAGACUACAUUCCAAGAGUUGAUGAAUAUUAUGUUGAAGAUACUCCAAUUUAUGGUAACUUAGAUAAUAUUAUCCCAGAACCAGUGGAGGAAUGCUGCUAUGAACAGAUGAAAGCUCGACCACAAAGAUCUGCAAGUGAUUCACAUGAAGUGGCUGCAUCUGAACAGGUACCUGCCGAAACUCAGUUGUGCUACGCCUCACUGGAUCACAGCGUCAAGGGGAAACAUAGAAAGCCCAGGAAGCAGAAUGCUAAUUUCUCGGACCGGGGAAAGGAUGCAGUGGAUGCCAACAUUUCUCAGAUCAAUUUGGUAGAAAGUUUCCCGCCAGAUAACCAGGCAGUAGACGAAAGCAUUCACGAUGAUCCUGCUCGGCUGUUUGGAUUGAUCCGUGCCAAGAGAGAGCCUGUCAUCUAGCUGGACUGUGAUCCAGCUCAGUAUUAACGCCCUAUCAGAGAUGGCGAGGGAAACAAGAUCCUCAUGUGGCACGCUAGGACUGGUAGGAUGACAGUCUGCACAUUUGUCUGUGGGAUGGUAGCUUCCUUUUUUUCAGAGAUUGCCUCUCACACACUAAAUCUAAUGCCGUUAAAAUUAGAUAUAUGAGUUCAGUUAAGAAAAUCUCCAAGUAAGAAAAGUAAAAUAAUAAAAUCCAGUUUGUAAGUUAAAUUACUUGAUAACAAAGUCAGAAUGUACAGUAACACCUAAUGAGAACAAUUUAAAAAAUUUAAGUACGUGUGUGAUCUAGGACAUGUUGAAUGAAAGUAAAAGCCAACAUCUUUAAAAAAUUUAAUCAGUCAUUUCCUCUUUCAUCAACAUGAGUAAAUAGUUAGAAGAAAGUUCUGAUUGAAAGUAUAUUGCCAAGCAAACUAGGAUAAUCUUGAGAACUUUUCCAAA
Meriones unguiculatus (Mongolian gerbil) is the source of this 1141-nucleotide messenger RNA. Its product is annotated as T-cell receptor-associated transmembrane adapter 1. The transcript has 6 exons. The coding region runs from base 116 to 664 and encodes 182 amino acids. NCBI's taxonomy places the organism in Eukaryota, Metazoa, Chordata, Mammalia, Rodentia, Muridae. Gene Ontology annotation, cellular component: T cell receptor complex. The record is from RefSeq and is a predicted model, not a curated record. Gene Ontology annotation, biological process: negative regulation of receptor recycling; positive regulation of T cell receptor signaling pathway.